This is a messenger RNA of Lytechinus variegatus (green sea urchin), 2380 nucleotides long. RefSeq lists its product as uncharacterized. The record is from RefSeq and is a predicted model, not a curated record. Bases 247 to 669 code for a protein of 140 amino acids. The transcript has 2 exons. Lineage: Eukaryota; Metazoa; Echinodermata; Echinoidea; Temnopleuroida; Toxopneustidae.
AUCUUUGAGCGUGUCAAAUAUGAAUAAUAUUUUUUGAAAUAUCAGUUGGUACCACGGAGCUGGUCAUAUUUAUCUACUGCAAACAUUGCAUCAGUCGCAAGGGUCAUUUCAUCGGCUUUUAUUCUCUGUCUACGUAACUACAGACCUAUAAAAGAUAACUGUCUUUCGGUGACCAUCAUUUUUGUUGGCUUCAAGUUGGAUAGAACAUUGGUUGAUCUAUAUAGGGAGAAAAAAAAAUUGCCAAACAUGGCUAAUGGAAUGUACUAUCUCACAUUCGUGAUUGCAAUUUUAGUGGUGACCGUUGGAAUUCUCAAAGUAGCUCCUAUCGAACCUGGACAUGGUUUUAUGGUAUCGAAGAUGAACGAAUAUGCCACGGUGACCCCACUGCGAUACAUCGGGAUUCAACUCUCUGGAACCGGAUUUCGAACCCUCAUCGCCAUCCUCGAGAUCGCAUUCGGAUCCCUCCUUGCGUUCGGCCGUAACGACUGGCCUGUCGUCGCCGGGUUCGUCGCCCUGGCGAUCUCGACCAAUGGCCUCCUGUGUCAGGUGGCGCUUCGCGAAGCAGCAGCAGAUUUUGUGGCCCCCAUUGCGAUAUUUAUUGCGAUUGUUGUGAUGAUCUUUGGAAGUGGUGGCCUGGUGGGUCGACGUGGUAAGGUGCAUCUCUCUUAAACGUUGGACCCGGGCAUUGGACUCUUAUAUCGUGAUACCGACAUGAUCAUCAACUUGGGAUAUAUUCGGACAUACUACGGAAGAAGGGGGCAAUAGAGACCGCCCUUGUGAUUUUACAAGUAGUGAAAAAUGGGAAUGGUAUAUAAAAGAGCACAAAACAAAAUGGUAUUAGUUUUGAAACUAUGGCUCUGCAAUUAAAUUGAGAAAAUUACCGCCCCCCCCCCAUUCAUCAAAAUGUCCUAGUGCUGCUGUGGACAUGCACCCUCUUCCCUCUGUUGAGGGGGGGGGGGGAGGGAGGUAACCCUAAACCACCAUAAACAUCAUCUUUACAAAUAAUUGAUUUCCGGAUAUUGAAUAGUACCUCCCCCCACCCCUCCCAUCUCGUCAUGUCAAUGUGAAUUCCAUAAAUUGUCUUUCUUCACUGGUCACGGUGAUUUUAUAAGGCUACUUUUGUCUUAUCUAGCGGUUAUGAAUGAUGUCUGUGAUAUUAAUGACCGGAAUCAAUGACUUGUAUCAAACGCAUGCAUAUUGUUCUUUAUAUAAUGAGAACAAUGACGUUUUAGGGGCAUUAUUACAUUACUGCUGAGGAAGUGCCAAAAAACUCACAAUGUAGAAAUACUGUAUUUUAUUUAACACUGUUAGCAUGGUUAGAUGUAGUUUUGCCAAACCUUCAACAUUUUUUUUCUUUGUGUCUAUCUGUUUAAAACUAAUUUGAUAUCAGGAUAUAUGCCCACCCCCCUUUAAGAAAAAAAGAUGAGUAGAGCAUGGUUACUAACUCAAAAAAUAUUCCAAUUGAAUCCUCCGCACAAACACCCGAUUGGACACCUAUCAAAUCGGACUAGACAAUGGCCUAUAAUUUGAUCCACUAAAUCGAUGCCUUAUACGAUGAAAAAAUAAAGAUGAUAAUGAGUGGUGUGAAUAUUAGGCAAUAAUUGUUUUGUAUGAAAUACAUAUUUUAACGAUGAAGAUAAUGUUCUGGCUAAGAUUGUUAAGGGCACAGUAAAAUAUCAAAAUAUUUUAGUCGUUUUGUAAUGCAGGGUGGUAGUCUAAGUUAUUAACAGGAUUAUAUGAUGGACUUACAUCGUAUGUAACCGAAUGCAGGGUAUACACAUUUCUUUCAAUUCAUUGAAAAAAAAACAUCUCAGAAAAUUAGAGAGAUAAAUGAAAAGUGGUGUUUAAUCAUUCCGAAGAAGACUUGAAGUAAACAAAAAAUAAUAAUAAAGAAUUUUAAUCUUGAAUCUUUAAAUAUUUAACAUUAAUCUGUAUCUUUUGUAUAGAGAAUAUUUAUAGCAUGGGGUGAAUACUAAAACACAUCAAUUGGAAAGUAUAAGGUGAUGAUUCCCUCAUCAACAUGAUGAAUAAAACUUUUCAAUAUAUAGCGAUUAAUUAUUAGUGGAUUUUUAUGACGCAUAUCUUCAACAUCAAUGGGACCUUUAUAUAAUCAUAAUUGAUUUUAAUUAUAUCAAUAUAAUUAGUGCCUUGUCUAUAAUGUAGCGAUGUACUCGUUGUGACGCAUAUCUUACACAUAAAUUAAUUUAGAUGUUACGCUGCAAUUUUGUAAAACAUGAACAACGAUGCUUAGGCCUAUCUCAUCGCUGGGAAAUAUGGAUUCGAUCAUGUCAUAUCGAUUUAAUAUGAAAACACUGUGUUUACAAUCUGAUAAUGUCAGAGGCCCUCCCCUUCUCUCUUUCAGUCACAAAUUAAUUUGUAC